AUGGAGCUCGCCGUCGCACCGCCGUCGCGAGUCGCAGCAGGUGUCACACUCAGGACCCCUCUCGUGGUUACAUUCUCGGGAUUACCACCCAAGGCAGACGACAAGUGUGAAGAUGGAGAAGUCUUCGCACUGCCUGAUCUAAGCGGAAUAUGGGUUUUUCUAUCGCUUACAACUCCCGACAUGCAAGAAAGCCUAGCGCCUCCGCGGGAAGAUCUCUUGUGUGGGAGCAGAGCGGACUCCGUGCAUGCAAUCUGCGAGGAACAGGAGGUCGAACGGCCAACGAUCGCGUACGCCACGUUUCCAGGGCUCAAGAUCACCCAACCUGGCAGUUACCGCAUCAAAGUCAACAUUAUUGAUAUGAAUGCGGCAUUCAGGGCGGGCAGUGGCUUCGAAGGGGCAGCUGUGGUUCUGCCGUGUCUUCAUUCCCCGGUUUUCGAGGUAGUCAAAGCCAGUGAGCACAGUGGCUCCGAACCACAACUCGCGGAGACCAUCAAGCGUUUGAGGUCAAUUGGUGUUCGUCUGGGAGGCGAAGAAGAGCGACCGAGCCAUUGA
Fonsecaea erecta is the source of this 552-nucleotide messenger RNA. RefSeq lists its product as hypothetical. The transcript is spliced from 3 exons. Lineage: Eukaryota; Fungi; Ascomycota; Eurotiomycetes; Chaetothyriales; Herpotrichiellaceae. The coding region runs from base 1 to 552 and encodes 183 amino acids. The record is from RefSeq and is a predicted model, not a curated record.